GGCGCGGAGGGGGACAGGCCAGCGAGGGACGCUCCUGCCUCGUCGCCUCGCGCCUGCGCACUAGAAGCGCCUCGGCCCCGAGUCCUUCGGCUCGCCGUCCCUUCCCAGCAUGCCCUGAGCGGAGCCUGCGCGCCCGGCGGGAGUUCGGGGAGAUUCGUGGCGCUAUGGAGGCGGCUGCCGGCGCUUCGGAUGUGUUCGACGCCAUCGUGAUGGCCGAGGAGAGAUUUCACGGUGAAGGGUAUCAAGAAGGUUAUGCUGAAGGAAGUCAUGUUGGUGUUAUUGAGGGAAGGAGGUAUGGAGCACUACAUGGUGCCAAGAUUGGGUCCGAGAUUGGAUACUAUCUUGGGUUUGCAUUGACAUGGCAGCGUCUACUUCACAGAUCUGCAGAAGAAAAGCCCAGUAAAAAAAUAAAGGCCCUGGAAUCAUUAAUAGGAAUGAUUCAGAAAUACCCUUAUGAAGACCCCACUUAUGACAAACUUCAUGAAGAUUUGGAAAAAAUCAGAGGAAAAUUUAAACAGGUUUGCUCAUUGCUAAGUAUUCAAUCUGAAUUUAGAAUCAAUCCUGAAAGAUCUGCACUUACUUUUUGAGCAUAACAGAUGAAGAUAAACAUAUAUGAACAAAGAAGAAACGUUAAGGAACAGAUAUCUGGGGGACUGAUUAUAAUAAUAAUAAAGGCAGAUAAAGUCAGAAUAUAAACAGGUUUUUAUUUUACAAAAAGGAGGGUAGAAGAGUUAAGCAGUAGUGGAAAGGCACCCUUUAAUGUUUGCUGUGUCCCAGUUUUAUUUGUUCAUUGCAAAGUCAGUGUAUGUCCUGUUUAAAAAAUCAGUUGCUUCUACGAUGGUUUGUUUUAUGAUGUUUCUCCCUUGUUUAUUAUCCAAAGGAUGGAUAUUUCAAAACAUGUAUUGAUCACUACGAAAUUACACAAUAUGUAUAUUUACACAAAUAGGUAGAUAUUUUCCUUGUCUUGAGGAGCUUACAAUAAAGAGCUAUGUUAUUUUUGAUGGUGAAAGGAUGAAACAGAGGAUGGGAUAAGAGUGAAGAGGAGGUGUAUUACAGACAUGGUUCUCAAAACAGCUACAGCUCAAAACAGAAUAUUGCUGCUCUGUUGUUGAUUUUCUGUAUUAUUUCCAUGAGCUCUGACACCUGAUGUCUGAUCCAGUGCAGAAAAAAUAUACUGUCAGCUGAAAGUGCAGAAAAUAUUUAAAAGAAAGAAAGAAAAAAAAGAUUGAGAUCUACCGCUUAGAAUAACUAACUAACUAAUAACUAAUAUCUUUUACUGGGCCUCUUCACCCACUUUGUGUCUCUCACAUCAUGGGACCAAAAAUACUGCAAUAAUUGAGUGGUAAAUUGUUUCCAAGAUGGAAAAUGUAUUUUUCAGUUUCAUUCAGAAAAUGGAUGCUGGCAGAAUAUGUAAGUAAAUAUUCAACUAUGUUAGUUUAAGAGAAACAAAUUAUUUUGUUCAAAAGAUAUUCUGUAUUUUGGUGCUAGAAUAUUUAUGUAACUUUUCACAAAUAGAAUAUAAUGUGAUCACUUCUAGAAAGAAUUUCACUACAGUGUAGUGUAUGUAUAUCUGUGGAGCUGCUUCAUUUAUAAGUCAGUGAGCAACAUUCCUUUGUUCAUUUUUUAAUUAAUUUUUCUACAUACAACUGUACCAAAAUUCAUCAUAAUACACAAAGUAAAUAAAGAGGAUUACAACAUU
This is a messenger RNA of Mauremys mutica (yellowpond turtle), 1699 nucleotides long. RefSeq names its product LTO1 maturation factor of ABCE1 (gene LTO1). The transcript is spliced from 5 exons. The coding region runs from base 165 to 587 and encodes 140 amino acids. Lineage: Eukaryota; Metazoa; Chordata; Testudines; Geoemydidae. The record is from RefSeq and is a predicted model, not a curated record.